AUGGCUUCAGAGGUGAAGGCUGAAAAGCUAGUGCAAACGUCGCUUAAUAAGAACACCCAACCAAAAGCGUUUGUGGCUUUGCUCAAGCAGCUAAAUGAAAAAGCGUCAAUUCCUGAUAACGAGUUGGCAAGUGCCCUUCUAUCUUUACUGAAGGACAGAUCGUUAUGGAAACUUCAACACAGAUAUGCUUUUGCAUUUGCAGCAGAGAGUGAUAUAAACACCCAGAAGCUCAUGGGUGGAUUGCACGGUCUUUCCAUUGAAGCCCAGCGAGAAUUUAUCUUGUUUUUGAAGAGCCACUACAAGUCCUUCCCCGAGACCGUGCUUCUGAGUUUUGUCAAUAAAGCUUUGCCCGAUUACACUGUCCAAUACCAAAGUCUAUUACAAUCCGAUGCAAACGAAGAGGUGAGAAAUGCUUGGUACCAUUUGCUUUUCUUGUGGGGAAGCAUCAUUGAUAAUGUCGGUUCGGUCAUUCUGAAAGAGCAAUUCCGUGGCUUGGCCUUGGACAUUAUGAGCCAGCUACAGAGCUUGGGUGGCACUAGCCAGCUAGCGUACUUCUCGAAAAAAGCGAACAGCUUGUUGAAUACAGCAGAUUUACACAAGGAGCUUCAGGCAGUCAGAGCGGUGAAAAGAGAAAAAGUCACAGCCACGCCAGUAAGAAAGGCAUUCGCUUUGAACCAACAUUCCAAAAAAGUCAUCAAAAUAAACAGGCUCAAGAGGCUAUUGUGGCUCAAUGAGCGCUUCAAGCAGUGGAAGAUCGAGAAGCUCAUGGAGCACUAUAUUACCUUUUUCCAUAUCGACACAUCCAAAUUCGAUGAAUUCGUCAAGGAUGUGGUGCAAAUUCUAUUUAAUGGUAUCUCAAUUGCCAUCCAGCAGCAGGAAAGCCCAUAUGUUCUUUUCAAUUGGAAAAACUACAUCGUGAGUCGAUUCCCCGUCUACCUCAAGGAAUCCAGACCUAAAAACGACGGGUCCUCUAAUCUCGAAAGCGUUAUUCUCAAAACAGUUGCUGGAUUCAAUGAUGCAUACAUCACCGAGAUGAUCGUCGGUGGAAGGUCCUCCCAUCCAUACGACUUACGUAAAGUCUUCUUGCGAAGCUGCAUGUACCAGGACCUUGUUACAGUAUCUUCAUACACAAAAACAUUUCCGGAAGACUCUGAGUCCGUGACUUGGUCUCAUAUCACCCACGAGAAGAGUGUUCUCAGCCACACAGACCAUCUCAAGUCUGAGUUCAAUUCGAAGCUUCUCAAUAUCAAUACUGAAUUCACUUCUUUGAGCGAAAGUUUGUUCAUAAACUUUUUGGAGGAAUUGACGUCAACAGACAUUCAGUAUCUGAUAGCGAAGCAAGAACAAUUACGCUCCCUUGUCUCCAGCUCAUUCGAAAAGCUCAUAAAGGAAAAAUCCAACGAGAAACUUGUGCGACUCGUGUUGGGACUUCUGAUAUGUUUACCAGUUACCAACUAUGUAUACUUCGUGGAUCCUCAAGGUCCUUGGGGAAUCAUCGAUCCCCUCAUUGCCUACAUCGAUAAUGACAGCUUCGGCGCAGACGCUGAUGACAACAACUUCCAAGAGACAUUUUCCUACUUUGGUAUUCUCAUGACGGGCUCAAUAGCCAUGACCAAAUUUUUCGGCGUCGACUUCGUUUCAGUAUCAUUGGGAAAUUCGUACACUAUCGACUUCAUGAACCGUUUUUACUACAGACUGUGCGCUAACUUCACGAACAGAGUGGAACCAGAGAAGCCCACUGAUGUCAACACUGCGAAUAAGUACAAUGAGAUUUUGAGUGAGUGGGCAAAUGCAUUGUUUGAUGUGAAUAAUGAUGGCUUAUCGGAUGAUCUUAUUAAGUCAGUCAACGUCAAGCAGAUUUACAAAUUAGUGUUUGUUAUAUUUCAAGGCGCUAUCACAGCCAAUAUUGCGGGCAGUUUGGCAUCACCUAAUCUUAGCAAUGGUAUUGACUACUUAUCACAAGACUUUUUGGCGCCUAGCUCUGCCGAGAUCAUACACUGGAUUGUAUCAAACGUGGGUCCAUUGCAAAGGAACAGUGACAUUUUUCUUCAGAUUCUAUGGAAGAUUAUUCAGAGUAAUUUGGGGGAGAACAAGGAGGAAAGUUCUGAGACGAACUACAUUUUCCAACUCGUUUUGAAUCUCGUGGGCAAAGAGCUUCUUGAGUCGCUUUAUGCUUUCAGAAACUGGGAAAACAAGGAGAUAAUGCUCAAGGUGGUGCGUGUUGUGAAGAAAAAGGUCGACGAGGAAUAUAAUAGAGUCGACCGUCCUCUUCAACUGCAGAAGCACAAAGAGGGAAAUUCUUUGGUGUCCACAAUCAGACAAGCUUUGCAGACGUUUCUUUCCCUGGAGGAUGAAGUAUCCGAACAUAACAUAUGGAGAGCAUUCCGUACAAUGUGGAAAGUUACGGAAAGCGACGAGAUCCUCGAGCUUUUGCUUAGCGAGAUCAAGUUGAGUCACAGCAACAAGUCAGCUCAUGGAUCAAGCGCCGAAGAGGGCAGAAUCUUGAUUGACUUUUUGGCCUUUCUUGUUGUAUUGACAAGCCAGAACUCGGCGGAGAUGAGUGAUUCAGAGUUGAAAUCAAGGUUUAAUGAGGUGAAGCCUCGAGGCAUCGGUCCAAUGCUGUUCGGCAACAAGUUCUCAUUGGGUAUGGAAAACCAUCAUUCCAGUAUACUCGGUGGUACUGUUUCGCAAGAGGAAGAGAACAAAGCUACUGAGGCUGUUGAUUCAAAACCUCCGAAAGAUGACUUGAUGAUGGACUUCGAAAUGGAUGAUCUUUUUAAUGACAAGGCUGAUGACCUUUUCGGUGACACUGGUGAUGUAGCGAUCUCAAGGCCUGCCUCGCCUCCUAUGAAGAUUGGCUCCCUAUACAAUGAUGUUGUUUCAGGCACCUCGGUAUUGAGAAGAAUGCUCAAUCAGCUUCUGCAGACCGAAACCGAGCAUCAUGAUUCUGAAGUUCUUAAGAUUGUGCUUCUGCAACAGCUCGAGCAGUUUCUUUUGGUGAAGCGUGUCUCAGCAUAG
Candidozyma duobushaemuli is the source of this 3018-nucleotide messenger RNA. It is a transcript of the gene MED5, whose product is annotated as Med5p. Gene Ontology annotation, cellular component: mediator complex. Lineage: Eukaryota; Fungi; Ascomycota; Pichiomycetes; Serinales; Metschnikowiaceae. The record is from RefSeq and is a predicted model, not a curated record. The coding region runs from base 1 to 3018 and encodes 1005 amino acids. Gene Ontology annotation, biological process: regulation of transcription by RNA polymerase II. Gene Ontology annotation, molecular function: transcription coregulator activity. The transcript has a single exon.